Molecule: messenger RNA, 1882 nt
Organism: Hemicordylus capensis (graceful crag lizard)
Lineage: Eukaryota; Metazoa; Chordata; Lepidosauria; Squamata; Cordylidae
Product: estradiol 17-beta-dehydrogenase 11-like
Exons: 7
Coding region: 947-1693 (248 amino acids)
Cellular component (GO): lipid droplet
Molecular function (GO): oxidoreductase activity, acting on the CH-OH group of donors, NAD or NADP as acceptor
Source: RefSeq, a predicted model, not a curated record
AAAUUUUGAUUGGUUCCCCACCCCCAGUAGAAAUGGUCCACCUGUAUUUUCUGGCACAAGAAGCUACUGACUCUGCUUAUCUUAUUAUUGUCUAUGUGAUAUGGGGGUAAAAGUACAAUAAAUAGGACAAAUGUUAAAGUAUCUUGCACACUGAAAAGUAUUAUAUAAUUGCUGAUAAUACUAUGAACCUGGAAGCAACAGAACAUCUUUUAAAAAAAUAAUGUUAGAGGUACAAAUAGGGCCGACAUCAGAGAUUGCCAUCGCUGGACUGUUGUUGAAUGCCCAGGGCCCUCAGAGGGGGCAAAUACUGACCCCUGAGAUCACCCUUGUGUGUACACCCUUCAUGUGGUGAAAAUAGAAUGACUCUCUCAAGGCCCACUCAGAUAAGAAGGGCAUUUUGCUGAGUGCUUCCUGAAACCUCAAGCCAGCUACGAGUAUGAACAUAAUUUGUGGAGAUGAAACACACUAUUGCAACUGGGAAUAAUGGGAGUUGUAGUCCAACAACUCGUUUGAACAAUGGUUUUCCUCAUGACACUCUAUGGAUGUGAAAGCUAGACUUUGAAGAAGCAAGAUAGAAAAAGUAUUGAUGCUUUUGAACUUUUGUGCUGGAGAUGGAGAAGACUUUUGAGGAUACCAUAGACAGCCAGGAAAACAAACAUAUGGAUCAUAGAACAAAUCAAUCCAGAAUUUUCACUUGAGGCACAAAUGACCAGGCUCAGACUAUCAUACUUCGGACACAUUAUGCGAUGACCCAGCUCCCUUGAGAAGUCUGUAAUGCUGGGAAAAGUUGAAGGCAAGAGAAGAAGAGGACGGCCAGCAGCAAAGUGGAUGGACUCGAUCACGACAGCAAUGAAUGCACCUCUGAGAUACUUUAAAGGCCAAGUUGAAGACAGAUCAUCCAGGAGAGAAUCUAUCUGUGUGGUCAUUAAGAGUUGACACUGACUUGAUGGUACUUAAUCAGUCAAUCAAUCAAAGUCCACCAACAUCUGGGGACCCAAGUAAUGGCAUUGAGGAAACAGCUGAAGAAUGCAGAAAGCUGGGAGCUAGAACACAUACCUAUGUGGUGGACUGCAGCCUCAAAGAGGAAAUCUACAGCAUGGCAGAGAAAGUGAAAAAGGACAUAGGAGAUGUUAGUAUCUUGGUGAAUAAUGCUGGAGUGGUAGCAACAGCAGAUCUUCUUUCCACUCAGGACAAGCAGAUUCAAAAAAUCUUUGAGGUCAACAUUCUUGCUCAUCACUGGACAACAAAAGCAUUCCUUCCAGCAAUGAUGGAAAAUAACCAUGGUCAUAUUGUCACAGUUGCAUCCGCUGGAGGGCAUAUGACAGUUCCUUUUCUGGUGUCUUAUUGUUCAAGCAAGUUUGCUGCUGUUGGGUUUCAUAAAGGUCUGACUCAAGAAUUGUCUGCACUGGGAAAGGAUGGGAUCCAAACCACCUGUCUUUGUCCAUUUUUUAUAAACACUGGCUUCAUUAAAUGUCCACGUUCAAGACUAAUGCCUGUUUUGGAGCCUCAAAAAGUUGCAGAUAAGCUCAUAGAUGGAAUACUUUGCAACCAAAAAAUGAUUUUUGUUCCACCACUUGUGAAAGGCAGAUUGCUGCUGGAAAGAAUUCUACCGGAGCAUGCCAUAGUGGCUUUUGAUCAGAUAACAAAAGUAAAAUUUGAUGCAGUGGUUGGAUCCAAAGGAAAACAGCAUUAAAUUAGUAGAUGCCUUUUGGGGAUGUGUAUAGGGUACCUCUGAAGAGUCAAUUACAGAAGUUUGAGUAAUGCCAGGCAAUCUGUGGAGGCUUCUUGACAUAUCUUUUUAAUAACUUUUAUGCCUAAUGUACAAGCAUAACCUGUAGAAGAAUCUCGGCAAAAAUAUACAUUAAAAGUCCCACUACAAUGC